Molecule: messenger RNA, 462 nt
Organism: Fusarium graminearum PH-1
Lineage: Eukaryota; Fungi; Ascomycota; Sordariomycetes; Hypocreales; Nectriaceae
Exons: 1
Coding region: 1-462 (153 amino acids)
Source: RefSeq, a predicted model, not a curated record
AUGGCUUACUUAACCACCUUGGAGGCACGGCUUGAUGCUGUGUACAGUGCUUUGGAAACGCUUGGACCCGAUUCAUUGGCAGAAGACUUUGUCAACUUUGCGUCUUUCUUCUCUGAAGAUUGUAUUGCGUAUUUGAGAGGUAUGCGAGAUCACAAAACGCCAGCCUUUGGCCGACAAGGCCUGAUUCACGACCUGCAAAAUCUUUUACAAAGCCAACACUUGAAAAAACGACGCGUCAUAUCACAAGUCGCCAAUGAGCAAGGAGGUCAAAUCUUCAGCGAGAUGGAAAAUCAGUAUAUUGUGCACAGCGAAAUUUUAGAUCCAUUUCACAAAACCGCUGUUGUCUCAUUCAACAGAGAGGGGCUUAUACACUCCUUCAAACUUUACUGUUGCCGUAGCCACUUUGUUUGGCUUACACAGCAAGCUACUGGAGAGGGCUCUUACAAAGAUCUGACUGUAUGA